AUGUCGAUCACUUCGUUUCUUAAAGUUUCUCUAGUGGCUGAAGUUGAUACUAACUUCAAGUGCAUUAAAUUAUUUCUCAAAGGAAUUUCAUUUGGUCGAGAUGAUUUGCGAGCACAACAUAUAUUAGACGCACUAUGUAGACAAGAUUCUACUGUGUCUAGAGAUCUCUUAUAUGCAAUCACUCCCGCUAUUAACUUAUGGCUUGGAGGGAGAUGUCUGGUGAGUUUGACAGAGUUUGCUGCAUCCGCACCCUUGACGUCGUUAUUAAAAUGUGGUGCUCAGAUACGACCAAUUGUUAUGAGUUCUAUUGAUAAGUAG
Lathyrus sativus (Indian pea) is the source of this 318-nucleotide messenger RNA. The record is from the annotation of a GenBank genome assembly. Lineage: Eukaryota; Viridiplantae; Streptophyta; Magnoliopsida; Fabales; Fabaceae.